CUGGCAGGAGCUCACGGCUUCAGAUCCAGCAACACCGACAACGACGCGUUUACUCGAUGACAGAAGACAUAUCUCUGCUUCAGAAAACAGAUAUACCAAGUGAGGGAUGAACGCAGAGGACUCUGUGGGAAACAUUUCACUCCACGGACCGAGCUCUUACUCCCGCGUGGCUUCAGUGAAACGAGACAGAUAAAAAAACAAAAACAUUUUUUUGCGUGCAGCCUCGGGCGCAUGAAGUCUGGGAUAUAUUUUUUCCACCCUGUUCAGCGCUUCCUGUCUGCUUUCAGUGUGCACUCUGCUGGUUCUUAUCUGAAGGGGGAGUGUUUUUUGUCUGUCUGUCUGACUGAGGAGUGCGAAUUAAAAGCGGUAUCCACCUUUUUCUGCAAGAUGUUUUGAGCGCCAAGGGGGGCCAAGAGCGGCUGGUGUCAUCAGGGGGAUAGAAGGAGGAGGAGGAGGAGGAGGAGGAGGAGGGGGGGUGUCUCCACUGCGCAGACAAGCGGCGGACCGUCUCUGCGCUACCGCUCGUCUCCUCUGAUCCUCAGCAGGCAGACAGACAGUUUCAGGAGGAGGAGGAAGGAGCGGCUGAAAGAGCAAAGGGGGCUUAUUUAAGGGCUUAGAAAUCUGGAAAUAUACGGCGGAAAAAUGACGAUGUCCGUCCCCGAGAGGAAAUCAGGAUCGGAGGGGAAAGAGGAGGAAAGCGAGGAUGAGAGCGAGAUCUUGGAGGAGAGCCCAUGCGGGCGCUGGCAGAAAAGAAAAGAGCAGGUCAGCCAAGGUAAUGUCCCCGGUGUGGAGAGUGCGUCUCUGGCCAUGGACACAGAGGAGGGCGUGGAGGUGGUGUGGAACGAGGUGCUCUUCUCGGACAAGAAAGUCUUCAAAGCACAGGAGGAGAAGAUCAAGGAGAUGUUUGAAAACCUGAUGCAGGUCGAACACCCAAACAUCGUCAAGUUUCACAAAUACUGGCUGGACAUGAAGGAGACCCAGGCGAGGGUUAUAUUCAUCACAGAGUACAUGUCGUCGGGCAGCCUCAAACAGUUUCUGAAGAAAACUAAGAAGAACCACAAGACUAUGAAUGUGAAGGCCUGGAAGAGAUGGUGCACCCAGAUUCUCUCCGCCCUCAGCUAUCUGCACUCUUGUGACCCACCGAUAAUCCAUGGCAACCUGACUUGCGACACCAUCUUCAUCCAGCACAACGGACUCAUAAAGAUCGGCUCAGUUUGGCAUCGGCUUUUUGUAAAUGUGUUUCCAGAUGCCAGUGUGCACGGUAAAGGGAGGCAACAUCGCGAUGAGCAGAGGAAUCUGCAUUUUUUCGCUCCAGAAUAUGGUGCUGGUGAGGAUGACCACGCCAUAGACAUUUUCUCCUUCGGCAUCUGCGCUCUAGAGAUGGCAGUACUAGAGAUCCAGGCCAACGGAGAUACUGCCGUGUCCAAGGAGGCCAUCAUCAAUGCAGGUCAAUCUCUGGAAGAUCCUCUCAUGAGAGAGUUCACUCAGUCCUGUUUGCGUCAGGAAGCCAAGCUCCGUCCUACAGCUCACGACCUUCUGUUCCAUCGAGUGCUGUUCGAGGUCCACUCCCUCAAACUGCUCGCCGCCCACUGCCUCAUCAACAACCAGUACUUGCUUCCAGAAAACUGUGUGGAAGAGAAAACCAAAUCCUUCGACCCCAACGCUGUCAUGGCAGAGAUCAAACAUGAAGACAGACAGGGAGUUCAGCUCAAAUAUUCCCAUGUGUCACCUUUAGAACUCGACAAGUUUCUGGAAGAUGUCAAGAACGGGAUCUACCCCUUAAUGAACUUUGCCUCGUCUCGGCCCCAUCCCGUCCCCCGAGCCCUGUCGCUGUCUCAGGAGCAGGUGGAGACGGUCAAAACGCCGACACCUGAACCGCAGGAGACGGAAACAAGGAAGGUUGUCCAGAUGCACUGUAAUCUGGAGUCAAAUGAAGAAGGGACCAAAACUCAUGUGAGUCACACAGUAUUACAGCUCUCUUUGUUUCUGAAGAUGGAUGACAAACUUCACAGGCAGCUCAGCUGUGACAUCCUCCCAACCGACACCUCUAAAGACCUCGCCAGUGAGCUUGUUCACUACGCCUUCAUAAAUGAGGAGGACAGUGAGAAGGUAGCAGGGUUCUUGGAGGAUGCAAUCAAUCGACAUCGUGUUCGGACGCUCGCCUCUGGGAGCACACAGUGAGGAGGGGGUCACGACAGAUGGCCCAGACAGAAGGUGCUGGUUGCGACCAAACGGGUCGACUACAUAGGGGGGAGGACAGCGGGCAAGGAUCACACAGCCAGAGAACUGAGAGAGCGAUGGGAGCUGAUCCAGCUAAAGAAUAAAGAUGGGACAUAUACAGAAGGAUUCUGGUGCUCGAGAGUCAGAAAAUCGUCCAAGAGAGAGCGCCAGAGGAAGAAACCCCAGGAACUUCUAUUUGGAGGGCCAUCAUGGCUGUGUGCAGCAAUCCCACAAAGCAGUGGAAGAUUGACGAACUCCCUGCCUGGAGGGGCUAUCAUGCCUUAAGAUCUAUUGCAACUUAGGUUUUCCAUAAUGCCACUAUUCAGAACGGAAAUGUUUAAUACACAAAUUCAUUUUACUGCUCAUACGCCUUAUUUGGACUCCAAUGUCUACUUCGAUUUUGUGAUUAUUUACUUUGACUCUACAAAAGUUAAAGCCUCUGUCCGUCCCUUACAAACCCGAACCAUCCGUUAAAUCGAGGAAUAAAAUAUUCCGCCCGACAAGCAUUGUGAAUACUCGUGCAGUUGACUUAUUUAUUUCUUUAUAACUGUGAACAAUAGAAGCUUUGCACAAGCCUGUUUUCUUUUCUUUCACACCUCACUGCAGUCUUUGAUUAAAGGUCACUUCUCGCAGAGCUCCACACGCCAUGCCUAAAUGUAAUGACGAGAAUCGAGAUGAUGAUGCCUCUCUUCUAAGCCUGUAGUGCUCUUAAGGGGUUUCCCUGUGAACGUGUUCUGAAAGCCAAAGAUUUACAAGUGCCUGCUAUGGCAAUAUACUUUGGAUAAGAAAAAGUUCUAAUCAAAGGGCGUUGUACCGGACUUAUAUAGCCCACUUGUAGUUUUACUCAUUCAGGCUGACUUUUACAAUUUCCAAAACCAGCAGAUACAUCGAUUUGGACUUAUUUGAAUCUCUUAUCAUGAUUCUACAUCACAAAGUCAGCCUUUGAGAAUGUCCACUAAGUCCAAUAUUUGUAUUGAUCAUGUAAUAUGCUGCAGCUUGUGUACAAAAAAAUCGAAAUAGGAAGAAAUUAAAUCGACAAAAUAAAGGCUUGUCGAUAUAAAUUGCCAUGUUGUUUAUAUAUAUUUCUGCCGCACUCAUUUUUGAGGGUUUUGAAGGAAAUUAUUCUACCCAAAAGCCUUCCAGAAUAAAAUAUUUUAGUCUUCUCCUAAUCCAUGAUAUGCUUAUCUGUGUUGCUUUCCAUUGGCUGCAGGCGAUAAAAAAAAUCAUUCUGAUUGAAGUGUGCAAUAUUCUCAUUUGGACAAUAAUUCUUUAGUAACACAUACCCUGUAUUUUAUUCAGACAUUUCCACAGUGAACUUUGGCAUUGGUUGCACUGCAGCCCACACUAACACAAAAAUAAAACACAUCCCCUUCGGCUCGUCCAGAUUUUCUUGUGAGGAAUCCAGUCUUGGCAGCUUUGGGAGGAUUUUUCCUGAACAGAACUGGGCAGCAAAAAACAAUAGAGGAUUGUAUGAUUGGUCUUCAGCAUUAGUAUCACUUGGCCGUGCUUCAUUUGUUAACCUGAGUCUUUUAGCUGCUGUACAGUCAUUGCAAACAGGACUUAUACUCUUCUCUGUGUCAUGCCUUCUUAUUUGUGUGUUUCUCUGAAAUCUACAAAACAUUCAUCUACUAGAGGCUGUGCUGUACAUAUUUGUUUAUGGCUGUUAAAGGGUUUUCAUUUUAGACAACCUUCCAAUGCAAAGCAGUGCCACUAUUGCGCUCAUAUGAUCUUGUAAGCUGCAUGUCUUAAUAGCCUGCAACCGGUCAGAAUUUGCAUUUUGCCUUUUUGUCAGUCCCAGUUUGGUCCCAGAGGGGACCUGAAUGUUUGGACUGUGCAAAUGGGAAGAAAGCAUCCAUAUCAGUCUUAUUCAUGUCUAAUGACUUUUUUUUUCUUCUCUGUGUGCAUCUGUUGAAUAAAAACUUGCCUUUGGCUGUGUCCUUAAACUUUUGUUUGGUAUUUUAGCUCCUGCAAUUAAAUACAUGACAAUAAACAUUAUGUGACAUGUUG
Molecule: messenger RNA, 4227 nt
Organism: Labrus bergylta (ballan wrasse)
Lineage: Eukaryota; Metazoa; Chordata; Actinopteri; Labriformes; Labridae
Gene: nrbp2b
Product: nuclear receptor binding protein 2b
Biological process (GO): protein phosphorylation; intracellular signal transduction
Cellular component (GO): cytoplasm; endomembrane system
Molecular function (GO): protein serine/threonine kinase activity; ATP binding
Source: RefSeq, a predicted model, not a curated record